UUCCUCGCAGCUUCCCCAUAUUGUAUUGUUCUCUAUCUAACAAUAUAAUGGCAUUCAUAGCCAUACUCAUUUGUCUCUUGGUGGCCCUCAUCAUCAUCAUCUUCUUUUGCUUCUUCAUUUUUUGUGUGAAACCAUACUGCAAGUGCGAGAUCUGCAAGGCAUAUCUGACCUCGAGUUGGACCUCGGAGGCCGAAAACCUGGUGGAUUGGUACGCGGACCUGCUGAACAAGUCCCCCACCGGGACCGUCCACGUGCACGUCCUCGGCAGCGUCGUCACCGCCAACCCCGCCGCCGUCGAGCACAUUCUCAAGUUGAGAUUCGAGAACUACGGCAAGGGGGAGGCGUUCGCCGCCUUCGUCGGGGACUUGCUGGGCCGGGGCAUCUUCGUCGUGGACGGCCACGCGUGGGUGCUCCAGCGCAAGCUGGCGAGCCGCGAGCUCGGCAGCGUCUCCGUCCGGGGCUACGCCCUGGACGUCGUGGCGUGGGAGGUCCGGCACCGGCUGUUCCCGGCGCUGGAGAGGGCGGCGGAGGGGGGCGGGGUGGUGGACUUGCAGGACGUGCUGAGGAGGUUCUCGUUUGAUAAUAUAUGUAAGUUCUCGUUCGGGAUGGACCCGGGUUGCCUGAACUUGUCGUCGCCGGUGUCGGACUUCGCCCGCGCCUUCGACCUCGCGUCUACUCUGUCGGCUCAGCGGGCCAUCACUGCUUCCCCCAUCCUUUGGAAGGUAAAGAAGUUGCUGAACGUGGGUUCCGAGAAAAAGCUAAGGGAGGCCAUCAGAUUGGUGGACAAACUGGCCGUGGAACUGAUCCGACAGAAGAGGAAUGGUUGCGGCGGCGGAGACGGCGGCGACUCCGACCAACCCAAUAACAGUAACAAUAAUCUUCUGUCGAGGUUCAUGGAGAACAUCUCCGACGAGAAAUUGCUCCGCGACAUCGUAAUCAGCUUCCUUUUGGCGGGAAGGGAUGCCAUCGCUUCGGCACUGACCAGCUUCUUCUGGUUACUGUCGAAGUACGGCGAUGUCGCGGACAUGAUCCGGGCAGAGUCGGGCCGGGUGAUGGAGCCCGGCCAGGACCUGCCCAGUUACCCGCAAAUCCGCGACAUGCAUUACCUGGCGGCAGCGGUCCACGAGAGCAUGAGGCUCUUCCCGCCCGUGCAGUUCGACUCCAAGUUCUGCGCCCGCGACGACACGCUCCCCGACGGGACGUUCGUCGCGAAGGGGACUCGGGUGACGUACCACCCGUACGCGAUGGGCCGGAUGGAGUCGGUCUGGGGACCCGACUGCCGGGAGUUCAAGCCCGAGAGGUGGCUGGAAAACGGGGUCUUCAGGCCCGAGUGCCCGUUCAAGUACCCCGUUUUCCAGGCGGGCCCUCGGGUUUGUUUGGGAAAGGAAAUGGCGUUGGUGGAGAUAAAGAGUGUCGCGGUGGCGGUCGUCAGGGCUUUCGACGUGAAGGUUGUUACGUGUUUGGCAAGUAGUACAGAGCAAUUGGAGGGCGGGGAGCAGAUCGGCGAAGAUGAUGGUGAAGAUUAUGGUGGAGAUAGUGAUGGUGAUGUGAUAGUGGGGAAAGCGAUUGUAUUGCAGAUUGAAGGGGUCGGGGAGAGUACUGAGGAUCAGGAGGACGAAGGUGGCGAUGACCACAACUCCGAGGACCGCGUUGGCAAUGGACACAGUGGUGGGGUUCGAGAUGGCGAGGACCGCGAUCACGAGGACGAGGAGGGUAGAUAUCACGAGGGUCCCGGUCAUCGGGGUCAGUUCGUGUAUGUCAAUUCGGAUGACGAGGUUACAAUCACUAGCGCUGGUGCUGGUCUUAUCACACCGGCAUUCUACGAGAGGACGGACACAACUGGCAUGUCGUGGGGCAAAGUCUCAGCGACGACGAAGGAGUUCUACUAUCGAGAGUUCAAGAAAAAUGCUAGAGUGGAUCCAUCAAUCGAUGAGGGUAGGCUGAGGAAAGCUUUUCUCAAGAAAGCUGCUGAACGGUAUGCGAAUUUUACGUACAAUCAAAGGAACCCAAGUCGAUUGAAGAAGAAGAAGAUGGACCCGAGGCCAUUUGAGCAGUUGAAGAAGGUUUGGGAAGAGGAUCCGGAGUUUCUGGAGUUGAGUAAGACUAAGAAGAAGAACAGAAGGAAGGGAAAAGAGGAUGGUCCUGCUCUUGGGACGUAUUGUGGAGGUUCAGUUCCAUUUUCUGAAAAUAUGAAUCGAUUGGCUAAGAAGAAAGGGGGGUCUGUGUCGUUGGAUGAGGUUAUCAUCCACACAAAGACAAAGAAGCACGACGGCAAGACUUGGGUGGAUCCUGAACAUGCUGAGCUACAGCUUUUUGCGACGGAAUAUUUCCGUCGCAAUUGGCUUCUUUUCUCUCGCAAAGAAGAGUUGUGACGGCGUUUGCAACCACUUUCAUUCCGUCGUAGUUUUUUGGCCGCAAACCACCGUGCGACCAUUCCGUCGCAACUCUGCGACCAUAUUUACGACGGCCUUUAGCCGUCGUAGAUUUGCGACGGACUUUACAAGAGAUUCAAAAUGUUCUUGUAGACAUAUUUGCGACGGAGAAUUGCGACGGCUGGAAAUCAUCGCAGUGGAUUUGCGACGGCAUUUGCAACUCCCAAUAUAACACGUAAAACAUU
Molecule: messenger RNA, 2617 nt
Organism: Cuscuta campestris
Lineage: Eukaryota; Viridiplantae; Streptophyta; Magnoliopsida; Solanales; Convolvulaceae
Source: the annotation of a GenBank genome assembly